This is a messenger RNA of Cynocephalus volans (Philippine flying lemur), 1552 nucleotides long. Its product is annotated as tubulin gamma-2 chain-like. Gene Ontology annotation, cellular component: spindle; nucleus; cytoplasm. Gene Ontology annotation, molecular function: structural constituent of cytoskeleton; GTP binding. Gene Ontology annotation, biological process: mitotic sister chromatid segregation; meiotic spindle organization; mitotic cell cycle. The transcript is spliced from 11 exons. The record is from RefSeq and is a predicted model, not a curated record. Bases 1 to 1356 code for a protein of 451 amino acids. NCBI's taxonomy places the organism in Eukaryota, Metazoa, Chordata, Mammalia, Dermoptera, Cynocephalidae.
AUGCCCCGGGAGAUCAUCACGCUGCAGCUGGGCCAGUGCGGCAACCAGAUUGGGUUCGAGUUCUGGAAACAACUGUGCGCCGAACAUGGUAUCAGCCCCGAGGGCAUCGUGGAGGAAUUCGCCACCGAGGGCACUGACCGCAAGGACGUCUUUUUCUACCAGGCGGACGAUGAGCACUACAUCCCCCGGGCGGUGUUGCUGGACCUGGAGCCCCGGGUGAUCCACUCCAUCCUCAACUCCCCCUAUGCCAAGCUGUACAACCCAGAGAACAUCUACCUGUCCGAGCAUGGAGGAGGAGCUGGCAACAACUGGGCCAGUGGAUUCUCCCAGGGAGAGAAGAUCCACGAAGACAUUUUUGACAUCAUAGAUCGGGAGGCAGAUGGUAGUGACAGUCUAGAGGUAAGUGUCCCAGGAAUGCUGGUGGGAGGCUUUGUGCUGUGUCACUCCAUCGCUGGGGGGACAGGCUCUGGCCUGGGCUCCUAUCUCUUAGAACGGCUGAAUGACAGGUACCCCAAGAAGCUGGUGCAGACGUACUCAGUGUUUCCCAACCAGGAUGAGAUGAGCGACGUGGUGGUACAACCUUACAACUCACUCCUCACGCUCAAGAGGCUGACCCAGAACGCAGACUGUGUGGUGGUGCUGGACAACACAGCCCUGAACCGGAUCGCCACAGACCGCCUGCACAUCCAGAACCCGUCCUUCUCCCAGAUCAACCAGCUGGUGUCCACCAUCAUGUCGGCCAGCACGACCACCCUGCGCUACCCUGGCUACAUGAACAACGACCUCAUCGGCCUCAUUGCCUCGCUCAUUCCCACACCCCGGCUCCACUUCCUCAUGACCGGCUACACCCCCCUCACCACGGACCAGUCAGUGGCUAGCGUAAGGAAGACCACGGUCCUAGAUGUCAUGAGGCGGCUGCUACAGCCCAAGAACGUGAUGGUGUCCACAGGCCGGGACCGCCAGACCAACCACUGCUACAUUGCCAUCCUCAACAUCAUCCAGGGAGAGGUGGACCCCACCCAGGUCCACAAGAGCCUGCAGAGGAUCCGCGAACGGAAGUUGGCCAAUUUCAUCCCCUGGGGCCCAGCCAGCAUCCAGGUGGCCCUGUCCAGGAAGUCUCCCUACCUGCCCUCAGCCCACCGUGUUAGCGGUCUGAUGAUGGCCAACCACACCAGCAUCUCCUCGCUCUUUGAAAGUUCCUGCCAGCAGUUCGACAAGCUGCGGAAACGGGAUGCCUUCCUGGAGCAGUUCCGCAAGGAGGACAUGUUCAAGGACAACUUUGAUGAGAUGGACACGUCCAGGGAGGUUGCUACCACACAGCCAGACUACAUCUCCUGGGGCAUCCAGGAGCAGUGAUUUCCCACCCCCCUACUCCCACUGUAUAGGAAGCACAGCCCCCACCAUGCCUGGUCCCUCUCACCCAACUUCACCUCACCAGCAAUCUUUCUAGGUUCAUCUCCAGCCAAGAAGCUGGCCCUACAGGGUUCCAUGCCCUGACCCUUGAUGUGCCUGUUCAGCUCUGAUAAGGUAAUAAAGGUUGGUUGUGAAUAUA